AUGGAUAAUACGUUAGAUUCCAUUAGACCUUCUUAUAAUAUUAAUCCAGAAGAAAUGUCAUACUUAUUUGGAAGAGAUCCCAGUAUAUUAGCCUAUGGACAAAGACCUUGUGUCUCAAAAGAUGCCAAAAAGAAUUUAAUUUCUGUCUAUGAAGUUGAAGACUGUACUUCCAUUGAAGAGAGUGGUUCCUUAAAUUCAGAGUUACAAGAUUUGCAAACUGUUAAAGUAUACUUACGAAUGAAACCAUUUCCUAAGAAGUUAAAAUUAACACAAGAGCAACAAGAUGCUUAUCAAGUUAUCAAUUUAACUACUUUAUAUACAAAAUUGCCUGCUUUAGACAAUAAUACCAGUUGUCUCAAAAGGUCCAAUAGUACUGACAUUGUGUGCAGAAAAUUCACAUUUACAAAAACUUUUGGGCCAGAAACUACUCAGUUAGAUUUGUUUGAACAAGCUGUAAAACAACAAAUGAUAGACUUUUUAGGUGGACAAAAUUCUACUAUUAUGACUUAUGGCACCACAAAUUCAGGAAAAUCUUAUACAUUACAAGGAACUACCACAUCUCCUGGAAUUAUACCAAGAGGUUUAGAAUUUGUGUUUUCUAACAUUACACCAAAAUCUACUCCUUCAUAUAAACCUAUGAAUCAUUGUGAUGUUGUUACUUUGGAUCCUCUUGAACGAGCACAAGAAUUGGAAAUAAAGACCAAGUUGUUGACAUUUGCUUCUGUAGAUAAAUCUCAAUACAUAAAUGCUUAUAAAGAAAUGCAAAAAUUAUUACAAGAAGAAUCACCUAUUAGACCUAGUCAAUGUAUUGGUGCACAUUAUUCUGUUUGGGUUUCUUUUGCUGAAAUUUAUAAUGAAAUUGUAUAUGAUCUCUUAUCAAAUGAGUGUCAAAAGAAAAGAACAGCCCUUAAAUUAGCAACAGAUAAUCAAGGUAGAGCAUUUAUUAAAGGUUUAAAAACUGUUUGUGUGAAUUCUGGUUCUGAAGCUUAUCAAGUUUUAAUGGCCGGGCAGUAUAAUCUGAAAGUAGCUGCAACUGCUUUAAAUGCAAGAAGUUCAAGAUCACAUUGUAUAUUUACUAUCAAAUUGUUGAAGUAUUAUAUUGAGAAUGAUCCCAAUUCUGUUGAAGUUAGCACAUUUGCAUUUUGUGAUUUGGCUGGUUCAGAAAGAUUGAAAAAGACAUUGAACAUAGGAGAUAGAUUGAAAGAAGCACAAAAUAUUAAUACAAGUCUGCUAGUAUUAGGAAGGUGUUUAAAAACGAUUCAUGAAGGGCAGUUGUCAAAACAGAAAAUAGAACACAUUGGUCCAUUUAGAGAAUCAAAAUUGACAAGGCUAUUUCAAAAAGCAUUGUCUGGAAAAGAACAUAUAGCUCUAAUAGUAAAUAUUAAUCCUCUUCCUAAUUUGUAUAUAGAAACGCAAAGUGUGCUCAAUUUUUCUGCAAUUGCAAAAAAAAUAGUUAUAGAAAAGGAGAAAGUGCAUAAGAAAAAUAAAUCAAGAUUUUCACAAAUAGUCACACAAAGUAUAAAAACAGUAACUGAUUGGGAUGUUGCAGAAUUAGAAAGUGGAGAGUGGCUAAGCACAGUUGAUGAUAAUGGUAUAUCUCAUUAUCAAGAAAUGGAAAACUAUGGUGAGUUAAUGAGUGAAAAUAAAAAACUAAAACAAGAAAUUGCUAUUUUAAAAAGUUCUGCAUUAACACGCGAUCUCCAAAUACGCCAAGAAAUGGCCGAUACUUACACAGCUAUGAUGAAAGAGCUUGAAACAGAAUGGAAGAAUCGUAUAAAAGAUGUGGAAGAACAACAAGAAGAUGUACUUCAAUGGUCUGUAAAACAAGUUGAGGAUUUUUAUAAGGAAAAAUUGAAUCAAGUUAGUAGUUGCAAAAGAAGACGUUCGUCUCUUUCUACGAGUAAUCUCCAGGAUAAUUCAAGAAAUACUGAAAAAUUAGAAAUAGAAAAUUCAUGCUUGACGUCGAAGAUCGUAUUAUUAAAAAGUACUGUAAAAGAACUUAAAGAAGCAAAUCAAACUUUAACAAUUGAAAAGAAUAAAACAACUUUUGAACUCGGUUUGACAAAAGAAGACUUAAAAAAUGUAAAGAAUUUAUUAAAUGCAGCUCAACAGGAUGUUUGUUCUGAUGAAGAAACAAAACAUUAUGUAGAGGAAUUAUUAUUUAAUAUAUUCAAUUAUACUAUUUUAAAACUUAAAGUAUUUUUAAAUGAAGCAAAAGAAGAGUAUAUUGCAAUUACUACAGAUGUAAGGGAAAAAGAAUAUGUAAUUAAGGAGCAAGAAGAAGAACUAUUUGAAAAACAAGAAACAAUAGAAGAUUUAGAAGAAGACCUUGCACAUAUUAAUAUUUGUUUAACAGAAAAAAUCAAAGCAGUAGAGAUUUUAGAAGAAAAAUUAGAAAAUCAAACUAAAAAAAUGCUGGAUAAUGAUAACAAACUGCAAAAUAUGCAAGAGCAAAUAAACAAAUUAGAAAAUGAAAAAUUAUUGAUGUUAGAUGAACUUGAGUUAAUUAAGAAGACAGCUGUUGCUGGAAACAGUAUAAUAAAAGAUUUAAAACACAAAAACGAUGAAUGUGAAAUAUCUUGUGACUUUUUAAAAGAAGAAGAAGAAGAAGAAGAAGAUAAAAAAUGUGUUAUAAAAGAGAAACUAUCUUUUGAUCCGAAAGUAGAAAUAAUAAUAGAGGAUUCAAGCGAGAAUGAUCAAGAAAUAGACACAGGACGUGGACAACUUGAAACACAUAUGAAAGAAAAAAUAAUUGCAAUAGAAGCAGAGAAUUCGGCAUUGAGAGAAAAAUUAGUUCGAAGUACAACCGAAAUACAAAGCUUAAAGGAUGAAUUAGAGUCUACCAAAGUGAAAGUAAAAGAUAUAUCUGAACAAAUAUCUAACUUAAAAAUUAGUAACAUACAGUCUAAAGUUGAAAAUGAUGAAAAUAAGGAACAUAAAGUUGCGGUAGAAACUAUAGAAAUAGGUUGUCAAGCCCAUAUAGAAUCUGAUGAGCACAGUGUAGACGCGUCGAAGAAUGAUGUACUCAACAAAAGCAGUCAGACCAUUCAGAGUUUGACAAUAGAAAAGAUUAAUCAGACAAGUUUUAUUGAAGACACUGAUGAACAUGAUAUUACUUUGGAUAAAUUAGCAAAACUAACGGUAAAAUACGACGAUAUUAAGACGGAAUACAAAAAAAAAUAUCUGAUGUUGGAAGAAGUAGAGAAAGAGGUAUUAAUUUUGAGACAAAGAAUAGAAAAACUUUCAGAAGAAAAUGAUACAAACAAAGUUGAUAUAGAAGAAUAUAAACAAUCGAUUGUGUUGCUUCAGAAAGAACUUUUUAUAAUAAAAGAAGAGAAAAAAGAAAUUGAAGAGACAUUAAAAAGUACCGACAAUAUUAAAGUUUCCAUGGAAAUACAAAUUAGCGAUUACGAACAACGGCUUAACGAAGCUGAACAACAACUUUCAAUUACUAAAAAUGAUUAUCAACAAUGUGUGGAAAAAUUAAAUACCUUGCAAGCAGGCUUUGAUACUUAUGUUUCGAAGUGCAAAAAUGAACAUGAAGAAAUAAUAACUAACUUACAAAAAGACCUUUCUUCUGCAUUAGAGAAGUGUAAUAUCAAAUCACAGUGCUUAGAUGUUCAUACCACAAAAAUUAUGGAAUUAGAACAUAAUCUUGAAGGUAUAACGGAGCUUCAGCAAAAAAUAGACGAGUUAAAUAGAAAUUUAAAAACAUGUCAAACCGAAAAAGACACGUUACAGAAAUUAUUUGACGAAAAUAAUGAUAGGCUUCUAGACCUAGAAGAUCGCCUAGAAAGUACAGAGGAAAAUGAGCGAGAAAAGGAUGCUGAAAUAAUUACUCUUCAGAAAGAACUAAAGGACAUGAUACAGAGAAGUGAGUAUGACGACAGAAGUGAUAAAUUAAUGGAAAUAGAGAUGAAGAAUACAAUUAAGAAAUUAACAACAAUGAAAGAGAUGCUUACUCAAAAAGAAGAGUAUAUUGAACAUUUAGAAGAGCGCAUAAAACAGAACGAACAGAAUGCUAAAAUAUUAGAACUUUUGCAAGAGAGUUCUCAAGAGAGGCAAGCAGAGAACGAAAGGUUAAGAGCUCUAAACGAAGAAUUGAAGAAUGGCUUAAUGGAGAAGGACCGUGAAAUGGAAACAUUUAUGAGGAAUAGAGACGAGAUGGUAGCAAAGUAUGAAAGUUUAGUAAAAUGUCAACAAGAAGCAUUGGAAAAGCAAAAGCGAGAGUUACCAAAGAAUUAUUCGAAACAAACAGAAUAUUGUGAAAAUACGUCUGAAGAUGAGGUGGCACUUAAGGAACGUCGAACAAGGCGGGCGCCAAGGAAAUAUAGUCCAUCGUCGUCCUCCAAACAGGAUGAAAUUUCAGUUGUCGAACUAUCUAGCUCCGAUUCGAAACGCGGUAGAGUAAAGAAUAGUAAUCGUAAAAAGAAGCUGUUUAUUUCUCAGGAUGAAUCUUUUCAAGAUAUUGAACCAGUUGAGAGCACAGUAACAAUUACACCAUCGCAAACUCGUAGUUUGAGGAGUAGACGAAAAUUAUGA
Habropoda laboriosa is the source of this 4542-nucleotide messenger RNA. RefSeq names its product kinesin-like protein KIF20B. Gene Ontology annotation, molecular function: ATP binding; plus-end-directed microtubule motor activity; microtubule binding. Gene Ontology annotation, biological process: mitotic spindle assembly; microtubule-based movement. Gene Ontology annotation, cellular component: spindle microtubule; nucleus. Lineage: Eukaryota; Metazoa; Arthropoda; Insecta; Hymenoptera; Apidae. The record is from RefSeq and is a predicted model, not a curated record.